CUCUAGACACAAUGUAUUACAUGAGCCCUGUGAUGUUUGUCACAAUGUUAUGUUUGAGUUUGCACAUUGAAAGACCACUGGACGUCUUUCGAGCGGCUGUUCCAGAUCAAACUCCACUCCUAAUUUUUUUGUCCAGAUCUUUGUUGAUUAUGGCCGUUGGAGGGAUAUUAGGUUAGUCUCCGCCUAUCAACAUAACUACCUAAAUGUAUAGAUGCAUAUGUAUAUACUACUAUACUAUGUAUCUGUCAAUUUGGAUGGUCGAAGCUCACAUUGGAUUUUCAAAUCAUUUUUGUAUUAGCAUUUUUAAUGACCCUAUCCGAGAU
This is a messenger RNA of Mycotypha africana, 323 nucleotides long. RefSeq lists its product as uncharacterized. The record is from RefSeq and is a predicted model, not a curated record. Lineage: Eukaryota; Fungi; Mucoromycota; Mucoromycetes; Mucorales; Mycotyphaceae. The transcript has a single exon. The annotation marks the transcript as partial.